This is a messenger RNA of Schistosoma turkestanicum, 1467 nucleotides long. The record is from the annotation of a GenBank genome assembly. Lineage: Eukaryota; Metazoa; Platyhelminthes; Trematoda; Strigeidida; Schistosomatidae.
AUAUUUAGGAAACUUUUGUUUGAUUUUUUUGUGACGGUGCUUCAUCGUUGGGCUAAAAAAAUCCUCUCACACUCUGCUGUUCAUACUUUCUCAGAAUACAACGUGUUUUAACGCUAUAGCUUAACUUACUGAAGACUAAACGCCACACAGUUCAUAAAUGCGUCUACCGUCGGAUUCAUAUGGAGUUGAUUUGCAUGUGCAUCUGGAUGGUGCUAUCAGACCAGAAACAUUAUUCGAGUUAUCUAAUCAACAAAAAACAGAAAACACAUUCCAAAAUUUAGAAGAACUUAAGGAGAAGCUUAUUCCUAAAAAACCUCAUAGCCUGAAAAGUUUCCUGAAAGCUUUUGAAAUUAUUAUACCAUUGGUUGCCGGUAAAAAGGAAGUUUUAGCACGUAUUUGUGAAGAAUUUGUUGAAGAUUGUGUAAAACAUGGUGGUUUAUGCUAUGUGGAAACAAGAUUUUGUCCAUUUAUACUAACUGAUUCUAAAUGUAGUGUAGAAGAAGUAUUAAAAACUAUUUUGGAUGCGCUUAAUAGAGCUAGUAAAAAGUAUAGAAUAGAAGUUCGUUCUAUUCUAUCAAUUAUGCGACAUAUGCCUGAGACAGCUAAAGAAACAUUAGAAUUAGCUAAAAAUUAUAAACCACAUGGAGUUGUUGCAAUUGAUAUUGCAGGUGAUGAUUCAAUUUUAAAAUCUCAACGUGUUCCUGAAGAAAUUGUACAAACAUUUGAAAAUGCUAAAAAAGCUAAUAUUCAUCGUACUGUACAUGUUGGUGAAAAUAGUUCAGCUAAUAGUGUCUAUGAAGCAGUGAAUUAUUUACACGCUGAACGUAUUGGUCAUGGAUAUCAUAUUUUAGAUGAUGAAAAUGCUUAUAAAGCACUACUUAAAUCCGGUGUACACUUUGAAGUUUGUCCAUCAUCAAGUUUUGUCACUGGUUCAGUAGAUGGUCAAAAUCCAACUAAUCAUCCAAUACAUCGUUUCAUUGAAGAUAAACUCAAUUUCUCUAUUAAUACAGAUGAUCCAACAUUAACAGAAAGAUGGAAUUUACAAGAAGCAAAAUAUUGUAUGGAAGAAUUAGGUUUAACACCGAAUCAAUUGAAUAAUGCUAAUUUUAAUGCAGCUAUGUCAGCAUUUAUUAGCAAUGAUGAACGUGAAUUUUUACUAGCUCAUAUAAAUACACGAUCAAGAAAUAGAAUUAUUAAAGUUUAAUGCAACAAAUCGGUUAUUUUCAUUUGUUUGUUCGUUUUUGUUAUAAAAUGAUGAAUUAAAAAGAAUAUUAAAUUAAUUUUGUUUCAACAAAAUUUCUUUACAGUAGAAUAAUAAUGACAUUACCGAUUGGGAAAUACUUAAUUUAAAUUCAAUAUAUUUUUGCUUAUUAGUUCCUAUUUUGACUUGUGUUUGUAACUUUUGUUUUACUGAGCUAAUUUUAAAAACAUACAAUUAUAAAAUAUUAUCUUUUGAAUGAAAAAAAA